UUGCAGUUUGGUUUGUGAGAAGGAAGAAGAAAAAUGGCAAAGUCAAAGAAUCACACAGCACACAAUCAGAGUUACAAGGCCCAUAGAAAUGGGAUCAAGAAACCCAAGUCACACCGUCACAGCUCCACCAAAGGGAUGGAUCCCAAAUUCUUGAGGAACCAGAGGUAUGCUAGGAAGCACAACAAGCAGGGUGGGGGAUCUGCUAAGGAAGAGUAGAAUGUUCUAGCAGUAAUAGGGUUUUCUAGCUUUCUGUUUAUUGCUGGCACUGUUAUCCAAAUUUGAGUUUUUAAUUUUGUUUGUUAUGCGAAUAUAGUGGCUACUAUGGAAACCAGUUUUACUGUUUAACGAAUGCCUCUUUGCAAUUCA
Messenger RNA from Lycium ferocissimum, 366 nucleotides. Its product is annotated as large ribosomal subunit protein eL29z-like. Bases 34 to 216 code for a protein of 60 amino acids. Gene Ontology annotation, cellular component: cytosolic large ribosomal subunit; ribosome. The transcript has 2 exons. NCBI's taxonomy places the organism in Eukaryota, Viridiplantae, Streptophyta, Magnoliopsida, Solanales, Solanaceae. The record is from RefSeq and is a predicted model, not a curated record. Gene Ontology annotation, molecular function: structural constituent of ribosome. Gene Ontology annotation, biological process: cytoplasmic translation.